Larimichthys crocea (large yellow croaker) is the source of this 4569-nucleotide messenger RNA. Its product is annotated as PATJ crumbs cell polarity complex component. The record is from RefSeq and is a predicted model, not a curated record. Gene Ontology annotation, molecular function: protein binding. The transcript is spliced from 36 exons. NCBI's taxonomy places the organism in Eukaryota, Metazoa, Chordata, Actinopteri, Sciaenidae. Bases 328 to 4569 code for a protein of 1413 amino acids.
AGGAGGGGCGGGGCUUGUGUGCCGGUUCACGUACCUGUACGGAGAGCUCAGGAGUCCAGACAGCACGUGAACGCAGCAUUAAAGCGACACUGGUGCCAGGCUGGAUCCGGUUCACUUCCGGUCUGAUGCACCUGCUGCUUCAACCUGCCGGACACUUUAAACUGAAACACCGUGAGCAGAAGCUCAGCUGAUCGAUCAGUUUAUUGAUCAGCCUGUUGAUCAGUUUCUACUGACCCCUCCCCCUCUCAGCUGCUCAGUUUCACUUCCUGGUUUUUCUCAGGUGAGCUCACAGGCUGAUCCGGAUCAACAGACUGAGAUCGACAGACGAUGUUUGAGAAUGUCCCGACAGUGUCCGCAGCCGAGCGGCACCAGGUUCUGGGAGCUCUGGAGCGUCUGCAGGCCAAACUGGUCCAGAGGGAAGAGUGGACCCACAGUGAGACCAUGGGGAACCUGAGGGAGACCCUGCAGAGCCCGCUGUUCAACCACAUCCUCACCCUGCAGCACUCCAUCAAACAGCUCCGGAACCAGCUGAGCAGUAUGCCUCCUGACGCCUGCAGCGAGUUCAGUUUCUCCAAAAAGGGUCAGCUGAUCAUGAGCACCAUCAAUUCAGCCAGCAGCUUGGCCCCGCCCAGCCUGUCCGCCUCAUCCUCCAUCCCGACCAGUGGCUCGUCUCCGCCCAUCCAUCAGACUCCGCCCUCAUCUGACCUCCUGCAGAAAUGGAUCGUUGACGCCGCCAAGGGCCGUCACACGGACCUCGUCAGCCUGACCCGGCCUCUGUCUGGCGGUCUGGGCUUCAGCGUGGUCGGUCUGAAUCCAGCAGGAACCAGCAGCCAGGGCGUGUUCGUCAAACACAUCCAGCCUGGAGGCGUCGCUCACAGGGACGGGCGUCUCCAGGAGCGGGACCAGAUCCUGGUGAUCAACGGGAGCCCUCUGGAGGCGGGGAUCAGCCAGCAGCAGGCGCUGUCCCUGCUGCAGCAGCCCGGAGACACGGUGGAGCUGGUGGUGGCCAGGGACCGCCCACCCAACGCAUCAUCACAACCUGCCGCCGCCAUGAGCACGGAUCAGUGGGGUCACAUGGAGGAGAUCGAGCUGGUGAACGACGGGUCUGGUUUGGGCUUCGGCAUCGUGGGAGGGAAGACGAGCGGCGUGGUGGUCAGGACGCUCGUCCCAAACAGCGUGGCCGACAGGGAUGGGCGUCUCCGCACGGGUGACCACAUCCUUCGCAUCGGGGCGACGCCCACUAGCGGCCUCACCAGCGACCAGGUCGUCAAGGUGCUGCAGGGCUGUGGGAGUCAGGUGACCAUGCUGAUCGCCAGGGACCCCCGGGGGACGAGGUCAACGGCCCCACCUCCUCCACCACCUCCAGACUCCGCCCCCGUCACCGCCUUACCCCCCCGACCUCCGGACGUGCCCCCCCAACGCCGACUCAGCAAGACGCCCAACCUGGAAGGAUACGAGAUCCACGAGGUUCCUCUGACCAAGAAGGACGGACAGAGCCUCGGCAUCUCCAUCAUCGGAUACAACCCGCUGACCAGCCAAGAUGCAGUCGGUGUGUUUGUCAAACACGUGGUUCCCGGCAGCGCAGCAGAUCAGAGCGGAAACAUCAGAGUCCACGACCGACUGAUCGCUCUGGAUGGUGUCAGUCUUCACGGUCUGACCAAUCAGGAGGUUCUGGAGGUGAUGAAGAGGACGGGUCAGACUGUGGUUCUGUCUGUGAUCAGGAAGAAACCCAGAGCUUUGGAGAGGUCCCUGGAUAAAGUGGAGAGGGAGCCGUCCCGCGUGUCGCUGAGGAGAUCUCUGGACGUCAAGGCUCGCUCGUCCGGCUUCAGCUUCACACCGAAGCACGAAACGACGUACUCGACGACAGCGCUGCUGACGAGAGCUACAGACGCAGAGCUGAGGGCUAAAUGGGAGGCGGCUCUGGGACCACAGUACCAAGUUCUGGUGGUGAACUUGGAUCCGGUCAUUGAAGACGAUGCUGAGCUGCAAAAAUCCUCCAAGCUGCUGCCCAUCCACACUCUGCGCCUCGGGGUGGAGCUGGACUCGUUCGACGGUCACCACUACAUCUCCUCUGUGGCUCCUGGAGGCCCCGUGGACAAACAUGGGCUCCUGAGACCAGAGGACGAGCUGCUGGAGGUGAAUGACGUUCAGCUGUACGGUAAGUCUCGUCGGGAGGUCGUGUCCUUCCUUAAAGAAGUUCCUCCUCCGUUCACUCUGGUCUGCUGCCGACACCCGACCUCGGACCUGGAACCAGAACCAGAGUCUGAAUCUGAACCGACACUACGACUUGGACCAGAACCGGUACGACAGCCACAGAGCAGCGUGGAGGAGAUCGAGCUGAAGCUGUCGGCGAUGCUCUGCAGUCAGACAGACACGAGUGAGUGGCAGCAGGCAGCUCGACAGGAGCACGUUUCUCCUGUAAGGGAGGUGCUGAUGGAGGAGAACAUUCAACUCAGCCAGGAGGAGGAGGAGGAAGAGGAGGAGGAGGGGGAAGAUGAUGAAGAGGAGGAAGAUGAUGAAGAGGAGCUGGCUCUGUGGUCUCCAGACGUUCAGGUGUUGGAGCUACAGAAGGAGAGAGACAAAGGCCUCGGCUUCAGCAUCCUGGAUUACCAGGACCCUCUGGAUCCGGGCCGCUGUGUGAUGGUGAUCCGUUCUCUUGUUCCCGGUGGUUCUGCAGAGCAUCAUGGCGGUUUACUUCCUGGAGACCAGCUGGUGUCGGUCAACCAGACCCAGCUGGACCUGCUCAGCCUGGCCGAGGCUGUGGAGGUCCUGAAGUCCGCCCCGCCCGGCGCGGUCCGGCUCGGCAUCCGCAAACCUCUGGUGGUGGAGAGACCGGAGAGGACGGACCAGGUGUGUCUGUACGACACACACCUGUCUGUGCCAAAGGGUUUCGGUGACGGCUCCAUCCUGCCUGAAGACCUCCGACAAGACCAGGAGCAGGAGGAGGAGGAGGAGGAGGAGCCGGAGCUGAUCCUGGAUGGAGGUCUACCUCGCUACAGCUCCUUCUCUCGGACCUCCACUGACCUCCUGCCUGUAGAGGAGGGCAGGGAGAUGGCCGUGGACGAGGAGGUGAUGGAGACAGAGGAGGAGGAGGACAAGGAGGACGGCGUGAGGAAGCAGGAGAAAGUGGAGGAGAGCACGGGCUCCCUCCCCAGGAAACCUCCUCCGUCGUGGGAGGAGUGGAAGCUCGCUUCGUUGAGCCGGGCUAGAGGAGGAGCAGAGGAGAUUUGGACACAUCGGCAGCGAGAGGACGAAGACCUGCAGAGACCGGACCAGGAAGGACCCGGACAGAACCUGGACCUGGACUCCAGAGACAGUGAAGCCGACUCUGAACUCACUCUGACCGACACCGACACAGAGUCCGUCAUGAUUGACACAGAGAGGAGGAAGAGGCGGAGCCAAGGAGGAGCCUCUCUACCAAUCAGAGGAGGCCACGGUGACCUUCCUGAAAGAGAGGAGGGGGAGGGAGAGGAGACUCCUGCCUUCAGUCACUGGGGACCCCCCCGCAGGGUGGAGGUGUGGCCUGAGGAGGGUCAGUCUUUGGGUCUGAGCAUCGUUGGAGGUCGUCAUGUGAUCAAGCGUCUGAGGAAUGGGGAGGAGCUGAAGGGGAUCUUCAUCAAACAGGUUCUGUCCAACAGUCCUGCUGCCAAGACGCGCUGUCUGAAGACCGGGGACAAGAUCCUGGAGGUGUCAGGUGUCGACCUACAGGCUGCCAGUCACGAGGAGGCGGUCAGCGCCAUCAAAUCCGCUCCGAGUCCCGUCGUGUUCGUCGUCCAGAGUCUGUCGGCGACUCCACGGCCUGUGUCUCUGACAGCUCCCAGCUACAGUAAACACAGAGCAGACAGGACAGAGCCUCCGCAACCAGCUGUGGCCCCACCCCCUCUGAGGCAGCCCCCGCCCUACAGACCUCCCAGCCAAUCAGAGCAGGAGCAGAACUCUGACCUGGAGCAGGUCAAAGAGCGUUGGUGUGAGCGUUAUGGAGACCUUCGGGGGGAGCUGCUAUGCGUGGAGCUGGAGAAGGACCGGCAGAGUUUGGGUCUCAGCCUGGCGGGAAAUAGAGAUCGUUCCCGCCUCAGCAUCUUCGUGGUGGGACUCCAUCCGGGGGGGCCAGCUGCUAGGGAUGGACGCAUCCAGGUCGGAGACGAGAUGCUGGAGAUUAACAACCAGAUCCUUUAUGGGCGGAGUCACCAGAACGCUUCGGCCAUCAUUAAGAGCGCCGCCUCCAAGGUGAAACUCAUCCUGCUCAGAAAUGAAGAUGCUAUAAAUCAGAUGGCCGUCCCCCCCUUCUCGACUCCACCUCCUCCUCCGCCCAUCCUCAGCCCUGUCAGCUCAGAGUCUGGCUGUCCUCCUCUCGGUGUCUCUGACGGACCCCGCCACCCUGACAGCCUGACGCUCCACCCAUCCUCAGACCUGCCGGACGAGCUGAGCGAUGAAGCCGAGCUGAACAACAGGAACAGAAGCAGCAACAGCGCCCCCAAGAGUCUGAGAGAGAGCGACACCUUCAAGAAGAGGCUGAAUGUUGCGAGAGUCUCCGAAAAACGAGCUGCAGCCUCAAGGGCAUCGCUGUGA